Messenger RNA from Ichthyophthirius multifiliis, 702 nucleotides. RefSeq lists its product as hypothetical. The record is from RefSeq and is a predicted model, not a curated record. The transcript has a single exon. NCBI's taxonomy places the organism in Eukaryota, Ciliophora, Oligohymenophorea, Hymenostomatida.
AUGAACACGAAACAAAUAUAGUAAAGAUUUUAUCCUUAAUAGGUUUUUCAUUCUAAGAUAUUUCAAAUUUUACAAUUCUCCUCAUAAUAAAUUAAUAUACUAAUGACUCUUUAAAAUAAAAAUAAGUCUAAUAAUGUGAAUAAAUGUUAAGUUUAGCAAACACAACAGGAAAAAUUAUUGCUUAUCUAAUAUGCAGUUUUUUAGCUUUUAAUAUUGAUGCUUUAAGCAUUCAUGUAAUUAAUUUAUAUAUAUAUAAAUUUAGUUUUUUUCAAAAGGAUUUUUAGGAUAAUUUAUCUUUUGCUUAUUAUAUAGGAGUUAUAAUUUCUAUAAUUUCCUUAAUAUUAUUAUUUAAUAGUAUUUAAUUACAUGGAUAUUAAAAAAAAAAAAAUGAAAGUCAAAUAUAAUUUAAUGUUGAUACUUUUUUUCCAGGAUUAAGUGAAUUUAAAACAAUUGACUUGGAACAAAAAAAACUCAUAAUAGGGUAUUUUUUAAUGUCUUGUAAUUUAUUACUUAUAUUUAUUUAUGCAACCUUAUGGACUGGUGUAAGUAUGCUAUAAUCAAGUAUAAUAUUAGAAUAUUAUGAUGAAUCAACAAGUUAUAGUAAAGAAUUUUUAUUUAGUAUGGGAAUAAGUUGGGGAUCAAUAGUUUUAUGUGUAGGCUCUUUUUUAUAUUAUUUUAGUGAAUAGUUAAUUGAUAAAAUGA